Chlorella variabilis is the source of this 1635-nucleotide messenger RNA. RefSeq lists its product as hypothetical. Gene Ontology annotation, molecular function: RNA binding. The transcript has 7 exons. The record is from RefSeq and is a predicted model, not a curated record. Gene Ontology annotation, biological process: mRNA splicing, via spliceosome. Bases 1 to 1635 code for a protein of 544 amino acids. Lineage: Eukaryota; Viridiplantae; Chlorophyta; Trebouxiophyceae; Chlorellales; Chlorellaceae. Gene Ontology annotation, cellular component: U2-type spliceosomal complex; RES complex.
AUGUUUAAAGGAGUCAGCAGCCUGCGAUCUGGGGAGAAGGAGAAGAAGCCCGUGAGCGAGAAGAGCAAGGCGCUGCAGGCCUAUUUGGCUGCGCAGUAUGGCGCGGGCGACGCUGAGCCCGAGAAGAAGAAGAAGAAGAAGAGGAAGAAGCCCGAGGCGGGAGGGCCAGGCAUAAAAAUCCUGGACCAGGACGUUAGCGGGUUCGCGGCAGCGGCGGCGGCAGCAGCGGAGCGGGGGCCGGUGGCGGCUCCUCAGCUGGAGGAAGGCGAGGAGGAUGAAGACCAGCCCGUGGUGGUGAACCCAGAGGAGGCGGAGCGGCUGAAGCUUCUGGCGGAGCGGGAGAAGCAUUUCUUUAAGCAGCGCGCCGAUGGCAGUGGCUGGGCAGUUGCAGAGCAGGGAGCAGCCGAUGCUUCACCCCCACGUAAGGGCAGGCAAUCCAGCCCAGACGCUUCGCCACCUCGCAGGCGCCCAGAGGCAGCAGCAGCAGCAGACGCCUCGCCGCCCCGCAGGCAGCGGCACGACAGCCCAGACGCGUCGCCGCUCCGCAGGCAGCGGCACGACAGCCCAGACGCGUCGCCGCUGCGCAGGCAACGGCGCGACAGCCCAGACGCGUCGCCGCCGCGCAGGCAACGGCACGACAGCCCAGACGCCUCGCCGCCGCGCAGGCAACGGCACGACAGCCCAGACGCCUCGCCGCCGCGCAGGCAGCGGCACGACAGCGCAGACGCCUCGCCGCCGCGCAGGCAGCGGCAUGACAGCCCAGACUCGUCGCCACCGCGGCGUCGCCAGGCAUCCGCAGAUGUGUCGCCGCCCCGCAGGCGUGGAGCUGACAGCCGGGAUGCAUCUCCACCACGCAGGCAGCAGGGUGCAGCGGAUGCAGAUGCCUCAUUGCCGCAGAAGCGCCGAGCCGAGGAGGGCUCAGACGAGGAGGCGGCAGCCGAGGCGAAGAGGCGGCGCAUGAUGUCAGAUGGCACGGUGGCGGGCAUGGUGUCAGGCCGCGAGCUGGCGGCGGAGAUGCAGCGCAAGCGGGAGCGGGAGAGGCAGCGGUUUGCGGAGCUGGAGGCGGAUGUGACGGGGCGCGGUGCACAGACGGUGUUCCGCGACAAGGAGGGGCGCAAGGUGAGCAAGGAGGCGUUCCUGGAGGAGCAGGCGGCGGCCAAGAAGAAAGCGCAGUACGAUGAUGAGCAGCAGCUGGAGUGGGGCGGCGGCCUGAAGCAGCGCGUGGACGCGGCAGAGCGUGGUGCGGCCAUGGCGGCAGAGGCAUCCAAGCCGUUUGCACGCAGCCGUGACGAUGCGGAGCUGGAUGCGAUGCACCGUCGCCGCUCGCGUUGGGGCGAUCCCAUGGCGGGCCUGGUGAAGGCCAAGGAGCCGGAGCUGGCGGCGCCAGCCUCGCUGGUGGAGCGGCACGCGGACCGCAUGAAGAAGAGCGGGUUCAUCAUCCCUCAGGAGGUGCCCAAGCACAGCUGGCUGCGCCGCGGCCUGGGACCCCCCUCCAACCGCUACAAUAUCCGGCCGGGCAGGCACUGGGACGGCGUGGAUCGCGGCAACGGCUUUGAGGGGGAGAUGUUCAAGCGGCAGACUGAGCUCAAGCGGCGUGAACAGGAGGCGUACAUGUGGGCCCAGGAGGAUAUGUAG